Molecule: messenger RNA, 1122 nt
Organism: Schistosoma guineensis
Lineage: Eukaryota; Metazoa; Platyhelminthes; Trematoda; Strigeidida; Schistosomatidae
Source: the annotation of a GenBank genome assembly
CGACUUACUUUUCGACGAUUUCAAAGGCUAGGCAACAUCACAUUAGAAGUGUAAGAGUUAAAACAAAAGCUUUUUAACAGCCUACGUACAUAAUUUAAGUAAUUUGAUUCAUCCAUUUUGACGGCACGAAGUUGAGGGUUAAUAGAUUUUGGAGGUAAAAUAGAUUGCGGCGUUACUUCACCAUUCAUAUGACGAAGUUCAACUUAUCAAAGCUCAAGAAAACACUUUCAAAAACCAAGAGAAAGCCUAGACAUCACUCUGGAAAAAUCGAGAAAGUAUCUAAACAUUCCAAAAAUCCAAAGAAGAACACUUUCGAUUGCUUGAUAAACGCUUCAAUGUUUCGAUUUCUGAAUGAAAAGUUGUAUACCUGCACAAGUGAAGAAGCAGCUGCUAUUUUCAAGGAGGAUCCUGAAUCAUUCGAAAUAUACCAUGAAGGUUAUCAACGCCAACUUUCCCAGUGGCCUCAAGAUCCUCUCAUCUGGGUCAAGAGUAAAAUUAUCGAAGAAUGUUCAGAUUUAAUGGCAAACUACAAAGUAGCUGAUCUUGGUUGUGGUGAUGGAAGAUUAAGUCAGUUAUUGCCCAGUAAUUACGAAGUGUACUCUUUUGAUCUUGUCUCCGUAAACGAACGUGUCAUUGCUUGUGAUAUGGCUCAUACACCUCUUAAAAACAACGAAGUUGAUAUCGCAGUGUUUUGCUUAUCUUUAAUGGGAACCAAUUGUUCAGAAUUCUUGUAUGAAGCGAAUCGCAUUUUGAAAUCUGGUGGUGUUCUGAUAAUCGUUGAUGUAACUAGCAGAUUUGAUGGAAAAUUCAAUGAUUUUUUGAAAAAGCUAAAGCGUUAUGGGUUCGCUAAACAAUUUUCAGAGAUAACUAGCGAUACGUACUUUGUUCGUGCUCUUCUUCGCAAAGUAUCUUCUUGUUCCUCAGAGCUUGUGCACAGUUUACCGAAACUAAACUUGAAACCAUGCUCCUAUAAAAAAAGAUGAUUAACAUUUGUUUUUUUGUACAUUAUUUCUUUAAAUAUACACGUAUCAAUUAGAGUUCAACUUUUCAACUUAUCUGAUUGUACUUGUUCGACCAAUGUGAAAAUGUUUACUUUCAGAGCUUCGGUAUUGUUUCAUUUUU